AUGUCGGCGGAUUUUUGGGCGGGCUACGUAUCCGGCGCAGCAGGCAUAAUUAUUGGCAACCCUCUUGACCUGAUAAAGACGCGUCUGCAAGCUGGUAAAUCGGCGCAAAAUGUCGAAGCUACAACGGCGACAUGUGCGGUGACAGCAUCACAGGGGUACAAGGGACAAUUUGAAAAUGCCGGGACACUCGUAAGAGGCGCAACAGCACCCAUUCUGACUUACGGCGCGCUCAACGCCCUUUUAUUCAUGACAUACAAUCGCACUCUCUCGCUCCUUAACGACCCUCCUGCCUCUCCUCAAAACUUCUCCAAAGUCUUUUUAGCAGGUGCAACAGGCGGCCUCGCAUCCUUCGUAGUCAGCGCACCCACUGAACUCGUCAAGUGCCGUGCACAAGUUGCCACGAGCGCGACAACGACGUCAUGGAGUGUAGCGAGAGAUGUGUGGAAGGCGGAAGGCAUCAGGGGCUUGUACUAUGGGGGCGGAAUUACUAGUGUGAGAGAUGCAGUGGGAUAUGGGUUCUAUUUCUGGUCUUACGAACUCUCGAAACAAGCCUGGAGCUCACCAGACGAUUCAGAUAGGGAAACGGCUAUGAAGGUGCUGCUGUGUGGAGGUCUGGCUGGAGUGAUAACAUGGGCAUCCAUAUUUCCGCUGGAUGUUAUCAAGACUAGGGUACAAACGCAGGUACUACAUGCAUCCGUACAACACGGUGAACAGAGCUCGCUGUUAGGAGCAGAAACACCCAGGACGCGUUUGAGCUCUGUCGAGAUCGCCAGACAGGCCUACCGGACAGAAGGCGCAGGCGUUUUCUUCCGCGGCCUUGGGAUAUGUAGUAUACGGGCGUUCGUGGUUAAUGCCGUUCAGUGGGCUGUUUACGAGUGGAUGAUGAAGAUGCUACAGCAAUAA
Molecule: messenger RNA, 903 nt
Organism: Alternaria burnsii
Lineage: Eukaryota; Fungi; Ascomycota; Dothideomycetes; Pleosporales; Pleosporaceae
Product: solute carrier family 25 protein
Exons: 3
Coding region: 1-903 (300 amino acids)
Biological process (GO): transmembrane transport
Molecular function (GO): transmembrane transporter activity
Source: RefSeq, a predicted model, not a curated record